GGCCUCCAAUACACAGGGUCUCAUUGUCUUGGUUGUUUACUGUGCAUAUUUGCUUAAUUCUUGUACAGUUUUACUUAUAACUUCUGGUCAUGUCUUUUCGAGACAUCUACUGAAUACAUUGCAUUAAAUGCAGCGAAGGCAGUAGUUUGGCACAUCCUUCUUGGCAAAGUUCAGGAAUCGCCUGCACAACGCACGGUGUGAUUUUGGGUGGCCGUGUGUGGAGGCAGCAGAUGCGCUGCGUGCUGCUGGUGGGUCCGUUCGAAGCGCAGCUGUUGUGCGGCCGAUCCUCGUUGGGCGCGCGGAGAUCCCGCAGCUGGCAGCAGGGGGCGCGCGAGGCGGCGGGGCCGUGCGGUCGGACUGCGAAGUUCUGAAAAGGAACGGAGAAAAAGCUGCUGUGGAAUGCAGUGCCUUGGUGUAGAGACAGAUGUGAUGCAUCCUGACUGCUGGAGUUACCUUGAAUGCGUUGCUCAUGCUUGCCUUGGUUACUGAUGCGCACCGAAAAAUCUGCCCUUUCUGUCGCUGGAUCUCACCAGUCAGAUCUCCUUUUGUGCAAAAAACGCGGCGCUUGGUGUCAAUUUACAGGCAUUGAAUUUGUCAUAGCCUUCGGGAGCAGUUCGUCAUAGACCCACCCCGAGCUCCGGCCGUGCCGUGCCAUUCCCUGCCGCCUCUUCCUGCUCGCGCUGCCGCCCUGAGCUGCGCCUGGGAGCCCGCAGCUUUCUUACGUGGCUCUGCGUUCAGUGACGGCUCGGAGCGAUGCUCCGGGUGAUCGUAGAAUCUGCGUCCAAUAUCCCCAAAACCAAGUUUGGGAAGCCAGAUCCGAUCGUUUCCGUUGUUUUUAAAGAUGAAAAAAAGAAAACAAAGAAAAUUGACAGUGAACUCAAUCCUGUUUGGAAUGAGAUUCUUGAAUUUGACUUGAAAGGAAUCCCUCUGGAUAAUUCAUCUUCCCUGGCAGCUAUUGUGAAGGAUUUUGAAACCAUUGGACAAAACAAGUUAAUUGGCAGUGCAUCCAUAGCGCUUAAGGAUCUUGUUGGUAACCAAAGCAGAUCAUGCCCUUUCAAACUCAUACCUCUGCUAAAUGAAAGGGGACAAGAAACUGGAGCAACAAUAGAUUUGGUAGUAGGAUAUGAGCCACCAGCUGGACCUGCAAAUCCAAAUGACCCAGGAGGGACCAAUUCACAAGAAGCAGAUGGAGAAGAUGAUGGAGAUUGUGAAGAUGUUGUGGAUGGUGCUGUUGCUGGCAUCACACCAACAGUUCCAAGUGGCACAAGGGAAUCGCAGCUAGCUAGACGCAUCACCAAGGGAAAGAAAACACGGAGAAUCCUUUCUAACAAACCACAAGAUUUUCAGAUUCGCGUUAGAGUCAUCGAAGGCCGUCAGUUACCUGGAAAUAACAUAAAACCAGUCGUCAAAGUUCAUGUUUGUGGUCAGACACACCGAACGAGAAUCAAAAGAGGAAACAACCCUUAUUUUGAUGAAAUAUUCUUCUACAAUGUCCACAUGACUCCUUUAGAGCUGCUUGAUGAAACAAUUAGCAUUCGGGUGUAUGAUUCUUACUCCCUUCGAGCAGACUGUCUAAUGGGUGAAUUUAAGAUUGACAUUGGCUAUAUCUAUGAUGAACCUGGCCAUGCAGUGAUGAGAAAAUGGCUUUUGCUGAGUGAUCCUGAGGAUACAAGUUCAGGAGCUAAAGGCUAUAUGAAAGUCAGCAUGUUUGUCCUGGGAACUGGAGAUGAGCCACCAGUUGAAAAAAGGGAAAGAGAUAAUGAAAGCGAUGAUGUGGAGAGCAAUCUGUUACUUCCAGCUGGAAUUGCACUUCGAUGGGUCACUUUCCUUCUCAAAAUCUACAGAGCUGAGGACAUUCCACAAAUGGAUGAUGCUUUUGCACAGACUGUCAAGGAAAUAUUUGGAGGAGAAGCAGACAAGAAAAAUCUGGUAGAUCCCUUUGUGGAAGUUUCUUUUGCUGGAAAAAAGGUUUGCACAAACAUAAUUGAGAAAAAUGCUAAUCCAGAAUGGAACCAAAUUAUUUAUCUUCAAGUCAAGUUUCCCUCAAUGUGUGAGAAAAUAAAGCUUGCAAUUGUUGACUGGGAUCGUCUUACCAAAAAUGAUGUAGUAGGAACAACAUAUUUAAGUCUCUCAAAAAUUGCUUCUUCUGGAGGGGAAGUUGAAGAACUUUCAUCUUCGGGAACUGGGUCUUCAUCAUAUGAAGUCAACACUGGAGAAACAGAAGUUGGCUUUUUACCAACAUUUGGCCCCUGUUACUUAAAUUUCUACGGAAGUCCAAGAGAAUACACAGGAUUCCCAGAUCCAUAUGACGAAUUAAACUUUGGAAAGGGAGAAGGAGUUGCUUAUAGAGGGAGAAUUCUGGUUGAACUAUCUACAGUGCUUGAAAGCAAACCUGUUAAUAAAAAGUUAGAUAUGAUUCCUAAUGAUGACAUACUGGUUGUUGAAAAAUACCAGCGCAGACGAAAGUUUUGCUUGGCUGCUGUGUUUCAUUCUGCUACCAUGCUGCAAGACACUGGUGAGCCUAUCCAGUUUGAAGUUAGCAUCGGUAACUAUGGCAAUAAGUUUGAUACCACCUGUAAACCUUUGGCAUCGACAACUCAGUACAGUCGUGCUGUUUUUGAUGGUAAUUAUUAUUACUAUCUGCCAUGGGCAAACACAAAGCCAGUGGUAACACUGACUUCUUUUUGGGAGGACAUAAGUCAUAGAUUAGACCCUGUGAAUGUAAUCCUGAAUGUGGUUGAAAGACUGCAAUCCAACUUAACCAACUUAAAAUCAGGAAUGCAGGCUAAAAUUUCUGAAAACAGAUUAGCUGAGAUGUGGUUGAAGCUGAUUGACGAACUUACAGAUGAUAUAAGUAAACCAUUUCCCCUCAUAGAAGGCAAAUCUAAUAUUACAGUCCUUGACACUCAGAUAGAAAAGCUGCGCUUAAGGUCUCUCAAACAGAUUGGAGAAGCAGCAACAAGGAUGAGGAAUGAAGCUACUGAUGUGAAAACCACUUUGACAGAAAUUGAGGAUUGGUUGGAUAAAUUAAUGCAACUAAGUGAAGAGCCACAAAACAGUAUGCCUGAUGUAAUCAUAUGGAUGAUCCGAGGGGAGAAAAGACUGGCUUAUGCUCGUGUUCCUGCACACCAAGUGCUGUAUUCCACCACAAGCCCUGAAUCAUCUGGUAAAUACUGUGGAAAAACACAAACAAUCUUCUUAAAGUACCCACAGGACAAGACGAAAGAUGUCAAAAUGCCUGUGGAGUUGCGAGUUAACAUUUGGCUUGGGCUCAGUGCAGUUGAAAAGAAGUUCAAUAGUUUUGCAGAGGGAACGUUCAGUGUUUUUGCAGAAAUGUAUGAAAAUCAGGCUCUUCUUUUUGGAAAGUGGGGUACCUCAGGUCUUGUUGGUCGCCACAAGUUUUCUGAUGUCACAGGAAAAAUCAAACUGAAGAGAGAGUAUUUUCUACCCCCAAAAGGCUGGGAGUGGGAAGGAGAAUGGAUGGUUGACCCUGAAAGAAGUUUGUUGACUGAAGCUGAUGCUGGUCAUACCGAGUUUACCGAUGAAGUGUAUGAGAAUGAGAGCCGCUAUCCUGGGGGAGAAUGGAAAGCUGCUGAAGAGAGUUUCACAGAUGUGAAUGGAGAAAAAGCUCCACCGCCACGUGAGUUCACAUGUCCUGUUGGAUGGAUGUGGGAAGAUGAUGCUUGGAAGUCAGAUUUAAAUAGAGCAGUAGAUGAGCAUGGAUGGGAAUAUGGAAUUACUAUUCCUCCAGACACUAAACCAAAGUCAUGGGUUGCUGCAGAGAAAAUGUAUCAUACACACCGACGAAGAAGACUGGUGCGGAAGCGUAGGAGGGAUUCAGCUCAGGCAGUAACAACGGGAAGGGGAAUGUCAUCGUAUGAAGAUCAAGAAGGAUGGGAAUAUGCUUCCUUGAUUGGUUGGAAAUUUCACUGGAAACAACGCAGUUCUGACACUUUCCGUCGAAGACGAUGGAGACGAAAAAUGGCUCCCUCAGAGACACAUGGUGCUGCAGCUAUCUUUAAACUUGAAGGUGCUUUGGGGGCAGACACUAGUACCGAUGAUGGAGAAGGGAAGGGUUCAGACAAAACCAAGGACUCAGCCACAAAGGUGUUUGGUGCCAAUACACCACUUGUUUCCUGCUACUUUGACAGGGUGUAUACUUACCACCUGCGCUGUUAUGUAUACCAGGCAAGAAAUCUCAUGGCUUUAGACAAAGACAGCUUUUCAGAUCCGUACGCUCAUGUUUCUUUCCUCCAUCAAAGCAAAACAACUGAGAUCAUUCAUUCAACUCUAAAUCCUACAUGGGACCAAACUCUAAUAUUUAAUGAAAUUGAAAUCUAUGGGGACCCACAGACAGUAGCCCAAAAUCCACCUAAUGUUGUUAUUGAACUGUUUGACAGUGACCAAGUGGGUAAAGAUGAAUUCCUUGGAAGAAGUGUUUGUGCCCCCAUGGUCAAGUUAAUCCCAGAAGAAGACAUCACACCAAAACUGCUCUGGUAUCCUGUAACAAAUAAUGGCAAAGCUAGCGGAGACAUUCUUUUUGCUGCAGAACUUAUUUUAAGGGACAAGAGUGGCUCCAACCUUCCAAUUCUUCCAUCACAAAGAGCGCCAAAGCUUUACAUGGUACCUCAAGGAAUCAGACCAGUCGUUCAACUCACUGCUGUUGAGAUUCUGGCUUGGGGGUUGCGGAACAUGAAAAAUUACCAGCUGGCACCCGUUACAUCACCGAGUCUCAUAGUGGAAUGUGGGGGUGAAAUGGUGGAAUCUGUGGUGAUCAAAAACCUCAAAAAGACGCCAAAUUUUCCAUCUUCUGUGCUCUUCAUGAAAGUCCUUUUGCCAAAAGAGGAGUUGUACGCCCCAUCUCUUGUUAUUAAAGUAAUAGACCACAGACCAUUUGGACGGAAGCCCAUUGUGGGACAGUGUACUAUUGAUUUACUGGAAAGCUUUCGCUGUGACCCCUACGCUACAAAAGAAGACAUUGCUCCACAGCUGAAAGUUAGUCUACUCUCUGCUGCACCACGCCGGGAUACAGUAAUAGAAAUGGAGGACACGCAACCACUGCUAGCAGCUCAGCAGCUUACAGAAAAGGAGGAAGAAAUUGUUGAUUGGUGGAGCAAAUUUUAUGCUUCAAUAGGAGAACAUGAGAAAUGUGGACAGUAUAUUACAAAAGGAUAUGAUACAUUAAAGGUGUAUGACUGUGAAUUGGAAAAGGUACCAGAAUUUAAUAAUCUAACAGAUUUCUGUGAUACGUUUAAGCUGUACAGAGGCAAAGCUGAGGACAGUGAUGAUCCAUCAGUUGUUGGGGAAUUUAAGGGAUCCUUUAAAAUCUAUGCAUUACCUGAUGAUCCCACUACUCCAGCUCCUCCCCGCCAGUUCUGUCAGCUACCAGACAGUGGGCCUCAGGAGUGUAUUGUGCGAAUUUAUAUCGUUAGAGCUUUGCAGCUUCAACCCCAGGAUAAUAAUGGGCUGUGUGAUCCUUAUAUAAAAAUAACCCUAAGCAAAAAAGUAAUUGAAGACAGAGAUAAUUAUGUGCCUAAUACUCUCAACCCCAUUUUUGGCAGAAUGUAUGAACUCAGCUGCUUCUUACCUCAAGAAAAAGACCUGAAAAUUUCAGUCUAUGACUAUGACACGUUGACUCGUGAUGAAAAAGUAGGUGAAACCAUAAUUGAUCUUGAGAACAGAUUUCUGUCCCGUUACGGAUCUCACUGUGGCAUCCCACAGCAGUACUGCACUUCAGGUGUGAAUACCUGGCGUGAUCAGCUGAAACCAACCCAGUUAUUGCAAAACAUAGCCAGGUUUAAAGGCUACGCUCCUCCUGUCUUCUCUGAAAAUGGUAGAAGGAUUACCUACGGUGGACGAGAUUAUACUUUGGAGGAAGUUGAAGCCAAUAAAGUACUACAUCAGCACCUAGGUCCAGGUGAAGAGCGGCUUGCCCUUCAUAUUCUCAGAACUCAGGGUUUGGUACCUGAGCAUGUGGAGACAAGGACCUUGUAUAGCACCUUCCAGCCCAACAUCCCUCAGGGAAAGCUUCAGAUGUGGGUUGAUGUUUUCCCCAAAAGCUUAGGACCUCCAGGCCCUCCAUUCAACAUCACUCCCCGAAAAGCUAAAAAGUAUGUCUUACGAGUGAUUGUCUGGAACACCAAAGAUGUCCUUCUGGAUGAAAAAAGCAUCACAGGGGAAGAAAUGAGCGACAUUUAUGUGAAGGGAUGGAUGCCUGGUAAUGAGGAAAAUAAGCAGAAAACAGAUGUUCACUACCGAUCACUGGAUGGAGAAGGAAACUUCAACUGGAGAUUUGUUUUUCCUUUUGACUAUCUCCCAGCAGAGCAACUCUGCAUAGUUUCCAAAAAGGAACAUUUUUGGAGCCUUGACAAGACAGAAUUCAGAAUCCCACCCAAACUGAUCAUCCAGAUAUGGGAUAAUGACAAAUUCUCCCUGGAUGACUAUCUUGGUUUUGUGGAACUUGAUUUACAUAAAACAAUAAUUCCAGCAAAAGUUCCAGAGAAGUGCAAUAUAGACAUGAUUCCAGAAUACAAGGCAGACGGUUCUCAGAAGGCUUCCAUGACUGCCUCUCUCUUUGAGCAGAAAUCCAUGAAGGGGUGGUGGCCAUGUUGUGUUGAAAAGGAUGGCUCUCGCAUUUUAGCGGGUAAAGUUGAAAUGACAUUGGAAGUUGUCAAUGAAAAAGAAGCUGAGGAGAGGCCAGCUGGUAAAGGAAGAGAUGAACCCAACAUGAACCCCAAACUAGAUCUGCCAAACCGACCUGAUACUUCUUUCCUUUGGUUUACAAACCCCUGCAAGACAAUGAAAUUUAUUGUGUGGCGCAGGUUUAAAUGGCUCUUCAUAGGCCUUAUCAUCCUGUUGAUUAUACUCUUGUUUGUAGCAGUACUCCUCUAUUCAUUGCCGAACUACUUGUCAAUGAAGAUGGUGAAACCAAUUUGAAGAAGAGUUUUUUUCCACCUCAUCUUUUUAAAUAGUACUGAGGCUUUGCCUCAGACUGCGGACCAAAUUGAGCAAGGUUUUCCAUGUAUUUUGUUGGCUAGUAUUUUGAACUGGAAAAUAGAUUACAAGAAUUUAACCAAGGUUAUCCAAGACUCAAGGGGUCAUGACUGGUAUUUUAGAAAGCAAACAAAAGACCCACGUGUAUAUUUCUUGAAUACAGUAAUAUCUACCCCAGUAAGGUUCUGACUUUCCUUGCUUCUAUACCAACUAGAUUUUUCAUGAAAAUCACUCAGGAAACUGCCAGUUCUUGCUAUUUCUGUUUUUCAACAGAUACAUCUUCUGAUAAUUCCUCUCCAUUGGUGCACCUUGCAUUUUAAAUUAAUGAAAAACUACACCACUAUUAUUACAUGUACCAAGGAAAUGUUACAGUGUAUUAAAGAUAGGUCAGAUUUCAUAAAAUGAUUCAGCAUCAUUCUGCUUAGGGUACAACGUUAUCAAAUCUACAUUGCAGUAACUAGUACGUAUCAGAACUGCAUAUAUGUAGAAACAACUAUAUUAAUAUACUAUUUACUUACUGUAACUUAAAAAUGGUUAAAUAAACUUAUCCACAAGUAAAAUGCAAGUUUCCAGAUUCAUCCAUUGCAAAACUUCAGUUGCACUAAAAUCAGGUUUGUAGUCUGAGAUUCACCUUCAUUAUAUGGAUGGUCAAAGCAGUAGGCUCUCUAUAAACAUUUUCCAGUUCUUUAAACAUAGGAAGUCUGCAGUAGGAUCUGUACUUUGUGUGAUAGUGACAUACGUAACUGCAUUGAGACUCCUCGUGCCUUAAAGAAAGAUGGCAGUCAAAAUUGCAAGAAUUAAAGUCUGUAUUUAGCAGUACACAGAUUUCUUUUUUUAAGCAGUACUGUGAAAACUGUGCAUGUGUCAGGCAAAAUAAAUGCUACUGCCUUAAUUCUGCUGAACAAGUUAGAGUAAAGGCAUCACAUAACUGUGAUGCCCUGUUGUUUAAAGUGGAGGCACAAGCAACAGUCAUCCUGUCAAAAAGAUACAUCCUUAUUUUUUGGUGAAAAAAUGCUCAAGCAUCUUGAUCUGUGAAUGAGAGCUCAGAGCUAGAACUAAUCUCUACCCAGAUGGACUGUCCCUACAGUAAUAAUGAAAUACACUCCAGAAAUAAUUGACAGUAGCAUCACUAGUGUUUGCUCAUCCACCAAUAAAGCCUAUCUCAGUCAAUGCCAUAGGUAUGACAGAGAAAAAAAAAAAACAAAACAGCAGCUUGCUUCUCAUCAUAGUUCAAAAAAACCUGUUGCUUGUAAUGGCUAUCACAAGACAAGCAUUUAGCUUUAAGGAGGUAUUUAGGAACAGCAUUCCUCAGAACCGAGUAAUAAAACGGAGCAGAGAUCCAAGCAAGACUCCUCCCUUAGCACCUAGUUUGGUACUCUCUUCCAGCUGCCUCUGUGCAAACAAACCUAGGCUUGAUGGUUUUGCUAUAAUUAUGCAAGUGUUACAGUUUUAAGUAACUAAAAAGCUGGAAAAUCCAUCCUAGUUCCCA
This is a messenger RNA of Lagopus muta (rock ptarmigan), 8482 nucleotides long. It is a transcript of the gene MYOF, whose product is annotated as myoferlin. The record is from RefSeq and is a predicted model, not a curated record. Gene Ontology annotation, biological process: membrane fusion; plasma membrane organization. The transcript has 54 exons. Bases 754 to 6936 code for a protein of 2060 amino acids. Lineage: Eukaryota; Metazoa; Chordata; Aves; Galliformes; Phasianidae. Gene Ontology annotation, cellular component: membrane.